AUGUAUGUUGUUUCACUUAAAAUAUAUAUUUACAUAUACGUAUAUAUUUUUAAAAGAAUGCGUGUGUCCCGUCAUCUCGUCGUCACACGUAGCCACCGGCUCGUGGACAUGCGAGUGAAAACGGGUGCGGAUGAGCAUGCAUGUGCGGUUGUGCGCGCGGGCGCGACUGCGUAUGAAUGUUUGCGACCGCCUGAACAUGUUCGCAAAUGUGUGUCCGGUGCCGGCGCACAUUUGUGUGAUAUGAUCAUGGGUGAUGGUGCGCGAGCAAAAGCAUUCAUCCAGCAACAUGUAUGGUGCGUCGGUGGAAAUACCGAGUUCCUCCAAGGGAACGUGAGCAGGGUCUCAUGUUUUUUGAGGAAACCGGCCCGCCGGCGCCCGCGCUCCGGCGGGUGCACACUCGCAUCAUGGGAUCACGCUUUAGUGUGCGUUUUUGAAUAUGCCUGCCACAACCCCGAUCCAGUAGUUUUGUCUUUUCCUAAGCGUUGUAGCGUGCGCGGGGCGGGUCCCGUCAUAUACACGAGGACGUGCGCCUUCGCGGAUGGAAAUGGGUGGGGGUUUUGUGUGUGUCGUUUCCUUUAG
Trypanosoma brucei brucei TREU927 is the source of this 579-nucleotide messenger RNA. RefSeq lists its product as hypothetical. NCBI's taxonomy places the organism in Eukaryota, Euglenozoa, Kinetoplastea, Trypanosomatida, Trypanosomatidae. The coding region runs from base 1 to 579 and encodes 192 amino acids. The record is from RefSeq and is a predicted model, not a curated record. The transcript has a single exon.